Calliphora vicina (urban bluebottle blowfly) is the source of this 850-nucleotide messenger RNA. RefSeq lists its product as uncharacterized. The record is from RefSeq and is a predicted model, not a curated record. Lineage: Eukaryota; Metazoa; Arthropoda; Insecta; Diptera; Calliphoridae. The transcript has 3 exons. Bases 60 to 830 code for a protein of 256 amino acids.
CACAAAUAACACGAGAAAAUUAUUUUAAAUUAUUAUUAAAUUUAUAUUUCAAUACAAAUAUGGAUUGUGUAUUUUGCUGGCAAAAUAAUUCUUCGCAACUACAACAAAAUGUAGAACUAAAAAAUUCAAAAUAUUGUAAAUUAUAUGCGAAACAUGAAAAUAUGGUUGAGAAACAAAUACAAAAAUAUGAACAUUGCAAAACUUUAUAUACCAAAUGUGAUUAUUACCUGGAGCAGUGGGUGCAUGAAUAUAUACUUAAAUUAGAGAAACUUUUAAAAGACCACCAAAAACUGGUAAAACAAGAAAUGGAAAUGCAAAAAGAACUUAUAAAUGACAUGUGGAUACAAUCUCAAAGAUAUUUAAUUUUAACAAGUGGAGUAUGUGUCAAACCCUUCCCUGAAAUUGUAUCCUUGCCCACUGAAAACAGGGCCUUAUGCAGAUUUCAUACAAAUUUAAGAAAAAUCAAUGAAUCAAAUUGUCUUUUAGCAUUGUCUAUGGAAAAUAUACGAACUUGCCAAACUGAAUUAAACCGCCGCUGCGAACAGCUAGAUACUACAGUCGAAAGUCCAUUUAUGAAAGGCUCCUGUUCGUUGAAAUCUUUAUUUUACAUUCGAAACAUUUUGGCUGAUUUAUUCCACUACUUUUAUAGCAAUUUAUGCAAACUGAAAUGUUGGUCCCAACUUUUAGACCCUGGAGAUUCUGUGUCCAUAGAAGAUUAUAUGAAUUUGAUUAAAUCAAACAAGGAAUGCGAUUUAAUGGAAAAUUUAAAUAAUUGCUCAUGUUUGCGUUCAAAACGAAAGGAAUGUAUUAAUUCUCCUAAAACAUGUUAGAUUGGAAUUAUAUACACAUA